This is a messenger RNA of Cylindrotheca closterium, 1392 nucleotides long. The record is from the annotation of a GenBank genome assembly. Lineage: Eukaryota; Bacillariophyta; Bacillariophyceae; Bacillariales; Bacillariaceae.
AUGUCAUCAACGCCUGAACCGGGAACUCCUUCCAAGAAGAAGCGUUCUAAGAAGAAAAGGCAAGCUUCCACACCUCAAGUCACCUCAGAGGAUCGUCAGGAAGAAGCUACUCCUCAACCUCUGAGAGAUCUCUCAGAGGAUCUUGAAGAAACCCUCCAACAGCCUGCGACAAGGGCUGGCUCUCGAGCAAGCACCAACCCUCCGCAAGUGCGAAAUCCUCCGCUAGGCACAAUGCCAGCACGAAACCAAGCCAACCAGGUCACCAUCGGUGGUGUGACCAUCACGACACAGGCGAGCCCGGCAACUGAUGUGGGUGGCUUGCUUGUUGCAAUGAAGAAACAGAACAGAACAGCGUUGGAUGCGGAUAAGAAGCGUGCCUUCUUUCAACUCAUCACCAAGCAUCAACAUACCUCAUUUGAUCUCCAACCGCAGACCAUGCAAAGUGUUCAAGAUCUUCAAGAAAGCUAUGAUCUUGGCGUCGGCCUGGCCAACAUGCAGAUGCAUUUCAAGCGCUAUGACGUCCUAGACGUUUUUACGAUUGUAUUUCCUACCAAAAAUGCAAUCGGUGAACAAACGGGCCAGUGGCAGAAAGCUGCAAGUGGUAUACAAGGUGGCCCGACGCAACCUUGGUUCCACGAGAAUUUGAGCUUGUCCUAUGAGUACUUGUGUAACCACAUGACACCACAAUUGUGGGGCAAAGUUCUUGAAGACCUACUUCCUUAUCUGGAUACCCAAGGUAUGGGCGGUCCCUUGGUCUUCUUCUUCAUGAUGAAACGCCUCCAGGUCAACUCUCAGCUAGUUGUGGAGACGAUUCAAGGCCAGCUCAAGACCCUUCGCAUUGAUCAAUAUGCAGGAGAAAGUGUGGACGAUUUGGUUAGUCACAUUAAGGUUAUGUUGACUCGACUCAAGUCACUUGAAAAACGUAUCGACGGGAGAGUGGUCUCCUCGAACGUUCCUCAUGACAUUGGCAAAACUCUCAUCUCGUUGUUUCAGACAUCAAGUGAUCCCAAGUUCAAUGAGGUUUUCCACAACAAAGAGAUCAACGCUUACGAGCAGGCACUUACUCAAGGCGAUGCUGCUUACAGAUCCCCUGAUAUGAUUCUAGAUCUUGUGACAAGCAUCUAUCAGAAUCGUAUGGCUUCUAAAGAGGGAUGGACUGGACAAUUUCACAAGGUCAACGAAACUGCAUUUUCUGCUCAGAAGACAGUGGGACCUUGCUUCAACUGCGGUGGCAAGCAUUCUGUCACAGCUUGUCCGGAUCCCAUGAAUAAAGAGCGCGUCGCUCAGAACAAGCGGAAAUUCUUUGACGAGAAAAAGGCGCAUAGGAAUCCUGGUGAGUUAAUGUGCCCGUUAUUGAACGUGUUGGAAUUGCUCUCUUGGAGACCUCCUUGA